Sipha flava (yellow sugarcane aphid) is the source of this 855-nucleotide messenger RNA. RefSeq names its product C-factor (gene sni). The coding region runs from base 43 to 855 and encodes 270 amino acids. The record is from RefSeq and is a predicted model, not a curated record. NCBI's taxonomy places the organism in Eukaryota, Metazoa, Arthropoda, Insecta, Hemiptera, Aphididae. The transcript is spliced from 5 exons.
GAGAAAAAUACUAUCAUGAACAUUAUGUAACUUUGGUAUGGAAUGGUUUCCAUUUUAUGGUUACCUAUUGUAAGCACAAGUUAUAUUUUAUUCAUUCAAUCGGCGAAAAACAAGAUGUGUUCAAUAUUAGUCACUGGAGCAAAUAGAGGAAUAGGUCUAGGAUUGGUGAAACAUUUGUUAACAAAUCAAUCGUUUAAGGUGGAUAAUGUAUUCGCGACAUGCAGAGAUAAAGGAAAAGCUAAGGAGUUAAUGCAAUUGGAAAGUAAUUCACAACUUCACAUUCUGGAAGCAGAUCUUAUUGAUCAUGGUUCAUUUUUCAAUUUGGCUUCUCAAGUUUCAAAUAUCGUGAAGGAUAAUGGUCUUAAUGUUUUAAUUAACAACGCUGGAAUAUCAUCAAAAUUUACUAGGAUUGGUUUAGUAAAAUCUGAAGAUUUAUUAAACCAUUUUAAAAUAAAUACUAUUGGUCCUAUAAUGCUCACACAGGCAUUAUUACCAUUAAUGAAAUUAGCUUCAGAAAAAAAUCAAUCAUCUACUGGUGUAAAUAAAGCUGUAAUUGUUAACAUGAGUUCAAUUUUGGGUUCCAUCACAUUGAAUGAUCAAGGUGGAUUUUAUCCAUAUAGAACAAGCAAAGCUGCUAUAAAUGUGGCCACAAAAUCAUUGAGUGUCGAUCUUAAGAAUAAUGGAAUACUGACCGUGAGCAUUCAUCCAGGAUGGGUCAAAACUACAAUGGGUGGUCCAAAUGCACCAAUUGAAGUUGAACAGUCUGUCAAUGGCAUCUGCACAUUUUUAAAAAAUAUUAACAAAUCACAUAAUGGAGGAUUUUAUGAUUUUGAAGGAAAAUUACUUCCUUGGUAA